AGCUUUUUCUAUAAACAAAUCUUAGAUAUAUGUAAAUUGUUGCAUUUUUAUAGAAUACAAAUAACAAAAAGGAAACAAAAAUAAAAUAAAAUAUACUAGCAUGGAUGGUUUCACAAUAGAGCAAGAAGCUUUGGUGAAUAGUUCAUGGGAAACAUUCAAGAAAAACAUUCCUCAACUUAGCAUUUUCUUCUAUACCUCGAUAUUGGAGAAAGUACCUGAUGCAAAGGACAUGUUCUCGUUUUUGAAAAACUUUGAUGGAAUACCACAUAACAAUUCAACACUUGAGGCACACGCCGAAUUGAUUUUCGAAAUGACGCGCGAUUCAGCAGUUCAACUUCGAGCAAAAGGAAAAGUAGAUGUUGUGGAUGAUGUUACAUUAGAAUAUUUGGGUUCUGUCCAUGUUCAAAAAGGUGUCAUUGAUCUCCAUUUCAUGGUGUUUAAAGAAGCUAUGUUGAAAACAAUAAAAAAGGCUGUGGAGGAUAAAUGGAGUGAGGAAUUGGAUUGUGCUUGGGGUAAAGCCUAUGAUGAAUUAGCAGCUGCAAUUAAGAAGGCAAUGGGAUGGCCAUAAACAAAGUUUAAUAGAUUAUUUUCUUUUCACUAAACUUGUUAAACAAGUUUCUGUUCAAAAUAGAAACACAGAUUGCAAACAAUGGACAUAAUAGUUUUUUUUAUUUAAUCCGGUCAAGUGUGUUUACUCUGCGACUACAUAACAAUCCAUUAAGAUGACGUUUGUUUCAA
Messenger RNA from Vicia villosa (hairy vetch), 738 nucleotides. Its product is annotated as leghemoglobin-like. Gene Ontology annotation, molecular function: heme binding; oxygen binding. The record is from RefSeq and is a predicted model, not a curated record. The coding region runs from base 101 to 568 and encodes 155 amino acids. Lineage: Eukaryota; Viridiplantae; Streptophyta; Magnoliopsida; Fabales; Fabaceae. The transcript is spliced from 4 exons.